Messenger RNA from Auxenochlorella protothecoides, 216 nucleotides. RefSeq lists its product as hypothetical. The record is from RefSeq and is a predicted model, not a curated record. The transcript has a single exon. Lineage: Eukaryota; Viridiplantae; Chlorophyta; Trebouxiophyceae; Chlorellales; Chlorellaceae. Bases 1 to 216 code for a protein of 71 amino acids.
AUGCUCCGCGCAGCAGCUGCGCUCCCACUGAAGCACACGCGUAUAGCGGCGCUAUGUACACCAUACGAGUCGCAGCACCUCCCUUCUCAUUCCUGUGAAAAGGGAGGGUGCGCAGGCAAGACAUUCUCGGUGCAUGGCCCAGUAGGAAAGAACGAACAUCGUACAGUCAGUCGGGGGGGGACCCCUCAGCAGCCACCUCCUGGCUCUCACACAUAA